Molecule: messenger RNA, 7680 nt
Organism: Caenorhabditis auriculariae
Lineage: Eukaryota; Metazoa; Nematoda; Chromadorea; Rhabditida; Rhabditidae
Source: the annotation of a GenBank genome assembly
AUGCUUCCGGCGCUGUCGACGACUUCCGCCAACGUCUACCCGAGGCACUCCGACCACCGCAGGCAAAGGUUUCUUCUUGACGUCGCUCUUAUACCCACCUUCGAGCUACCUAUAUAUCACUUGGUACAGAAGUAUAUGGACUAAUAACAUUUCUUAGUCUUCAGAGGUUUUAAACGUCUACAGGCCUUUUUAUUCGAGAAGCUAGCGGUGACUGAAAAAUAUAAAAUAUUUUUUCAUAAAAAGUUUUAUACAACGUUUAUUAAAUUCAUAUUCACACUUUAUUAAUAGAUCUACCUGAUUUAAAACACAGUUCACUAUACAUAGGUGUGAUUUUGCACAAGAAUGCAAGUUUUGAAUCUCUCUUCCUCAUUUUCUCUUCCUCUUGUCGAGGAUGCAUUUUUUCGUGCAUUUUCUGAAAAAAAAAACAGCAUUCUCUAUUCAUUCAAAUGGACUGUUGCGCUCUUUUUCGGGCUUCUGUUGUAGCCUGCCGGGAAUGUCUUUUCAAUUUUUGUCUCAGAAUUCCAUUUGUUUGAUUGAGGACUGAGAUUUAAGGGCCAGAAAACCUUAACGGAGUUCUCCUUUCAACUUUGAAGACCAAUUCCUUUUCAACAACUAACUUUUUUUUUUCGAAAACGUAAAACUUUGUAGUGGUUCUUAUGUAGUAGAGAAAGAUUUGAUAUCGCCGAGGGAAGUGUCCCUUUUCCAGUGGCCUUCUGCUUGUCCCCUGAGGCAAUGCUUUCCUAAUUUUUCCAUGUCGUUCCCCUAUUGUUGAAGUCAUUUUUUAUUUUUCAAUGAAUCUCCCUGAAACUCAUCCAUCUCAAGUUUUUUGAUUGUAUCUACGCGUGUAAAAAAAUGGGAAAUUUUUGAGUUUUUUUCAUCAGAAACACGAUUGACCUGCUCUCUUAUUGCUGGAGAACAAUCUUACCAAAUAGGCCUUUUUUAAGUUUACCGAAGUCUGUUAGGGAUUUUAUAAAAAAAAACUAAUUUCUACCCUUUUUAAUUGCUGCAAUAUUGAAAUAAUGGAAAGAAUUACGAUGCGAUUUGUUUCUUUGUUCCUGUUUUUCUACCUACCCAUUUGCAAAAGCCGUGACGAACAAUUCUUGGCUCCAGUCAAUUUGUAAAUCGAGUCGACGCGCGUUGCAAAUUGAGAAGACUAAGAGAAGGCGAAACGAAAAAUUGAGACUUCCCACUCGAAUUCAAUCUUUUCAAAGCGUUGCCAAAAGCCACGAGUAAAAUGAAAAAGCUGUCCAAAUUCGAUCUGACCUCGUGCGUCUCAGAAAUUGUCAAAGACGGAACAGGACGGCCAUUGUUGCAAAGAAAAUCUUUUUAUCCUUAUAAUCUGUCAAUACUUCUUAUAUUUCUGCUUCAGAGGGGGUUUCUAUAAACCUUUUCCUUCAUAUUAGGCUUUUAUGUUUUUCUUGAAGGCAUUACUUCAACAAAUAUGAAUAGAACAGUUAAUGUGGAAACUGAAGUUAUUCAUGCGUAUCUCAGUGUAAAAUUCAAAAAUAUUAAAUAAAAAGUUCAAGUCAUCACAUUCUUCUUUCAUAACAAAAGGUGCUCAAAAGUUAACAAAGUCAAGCAAAGAGAUGUUUCACAGAUAUUAAAUAUUAUCACUCAUUUUUCUAUGACGUUUAGAGAAGUGAUACUAGUAAACGCGAAAACGGAUUCAAAUUCAAAAAAUGCGACUGUCGCGACAAAAGUCUCGUCGUGACUUCGCGUCGCAGGAGUUGAAUGAAGAGCGUUCAAUCGCCGUAAUCAGAUUUCGUCGCUCUGCGGCACGUCGAAAUGUGAAAAGAGUGCGCGUCCAAGUUCGCAUUCCGCGAGGCUUUCGCCGCUCGUUUUGUUUCUGUUUGGGCCAUCAAUAUCAAGUCCCGAGUUUCCAGAGCUGAGAGUCCUCGGCGUGUCCGAGGCGAUUCUAAUCCGCUCUCCAGAUGCGAAGAUGGGUAAGUCGGGCGUCUUUCCAUAUCGCGUGUUUUUUUUUUGAGUCACAAAAUCGGCAUGAUUUGCAACUCCCUCCAUUCACAUAUAUUAUUUUGUAUCUUCAGUGGUAUUUACAAGGAAUAGGAGAUUUCUAAUUCUGAGCCUAUCGUUUAUUAUUAUGUUUUAUAUAUUCUUUCAAAUUUGGAUAGGAAUUCUCUUUUUUUCGAAAUUUGUCUCAAACGAGCUCAAAUUAUUGUUUUAUUCAUGUAACUUAUCUCAAUUUUGAAGAUUUUAUUCUGAAAAGGAUUAAAAAUAUUAGCGCUAAAUAAAUGAAGAUUUAGGUCUGCCAAAUUGUUCUGUUAUUUUUGUGGAAAUCGUUUGACUGAUUUUUUUCUCCACACUUACCGAUUUCCAUAUAUUUUCAUCAAGUUUGCUGUUGAACACGGUCUGGCAAUUUGACGGGGAAAUGGGUCUGCCUGUUUGAUUUGCAGUGAGAAUGAUUGCACUCAAGUCUCGACUGCUGGAAAAUGAGCCGCGGCUUUUCAGAUGAGUCACCCUGGCUGGGUGAUGGUGUCGUUCUUGACGGAGCUGCUCUCGACUUCCUCCCGAGGCGUCGUCCAGUCGGCCGAAUCCUGCGCCAACGACACCGAGAUCAUCAACGCCCUUCUCAAGGACUCUUACAACAAGGUUUCUUCCAUCAAAAAAUCAUAACCAAAUUGUGGUGAGUAAGAGUUAUUUUUAAAUUUCGCAGAAAUUACUUUGAACUCGGCAUUACAACUGAAUCGGUUAGAAAUUUGUUCCUUUGUUUUUUACUGUAAUUUUUUAGAGACUCUCAUUUGAGGCAAAACCUCCGUUACUUAUCGAAUAAAACACUCUACAUCUCUGGCCAUAUUGGCAUGACCUUCAGACAUCUUUAAUCCUACUGUAUGCGUCGUCAUACCGGAAAUUGAACCUAAUAUGAAGCCUGCAGAUAAUUUGAGUGAAAAAAAAGAAACUGUGAUUUGCUCUAGACUAGAAAUGAAAGAAAAUAAAUCACUUUGCUCGGGUAAUAAUCGGUUUGGAUAAUAAGUUCCAUAGGAAUUGAAGGAUUUAUUCAAUAUAAUUCAAUUUUUAGCGAAUCAAACCUCCCUAUGAAAAUUUUUAAUAUUUCUCACUUUCUCUUUUUUUUUCUUGAUCGCUUCAUGAAUUUUGAGUAUUGAUCUAUCCCUAUUCUUUAUUUUGGAAAGGUAUGAUCCAAAAAACGCCGAAUCGAAUUUAAUUCAUUAGAAAAUGGAAGUAAGAGUUGCUAUGAAAUUUGUCACAUGUAUCGGAAACCGGCAAUUUGAACACGACUUUCAGCACUACAUACCCGCACAUCCCAUGAGGGUGAGAGUAGAUAUGUGGGUGCAGGAAGUGACGUCGGUCUCUGAGCUCACGCAGGACUUCGAAGUCGGUUAGUGUCACAACAAGACUUGCUCCGCUCAAUUCCAAUGUAUGAUCAUGUUUCGAGUCGUUCCGUAGGACUUUAAAAAAAUUUCAUAUCAAAUCGCCUUCAGGGCCUUUUUUUAAUUUCUCAUCACAGUGAAGUCUUCAUAUUAUAGGCAUAGUUUGCAUAAAACAUGAAUUUGAUUUAGAAAAUAUUUGAAUUGAACUUCAAAGGGGUAUAUUCGAAUAAAUAAACAAAUUUUUUUGAGUAAAAUUAUUGCAAAAACUUAAUUUUUGGUUUUUCAAGUAUUGCGAAAAAGGACUCUCAGACUUGCCUUGCAAAAAUAGUUCAGGAUUUUAUUCAAAUAUACAACCUUCUUUGAAAAUUGAUUGAGCUGAACUUAUUAACCGUUUAAAUUUGUCUAAUGUAUUUUUCUUCCGUUCUAGAUCUAAGCCUGUCAUUAAUUAUUAUUCUCAACCGUAUAUUCAUUUUUAUUCACGCUCACGAAUUUACGAAUUCGCUCCAGUUUCCUUAGUUUUUUUUUUCAAAAUCCUGAAAACUUUCUCAAGGCUCGAAGCCCUUUUUGUGCUCUCAGCCUCACUAUUUUAUGUUUUUUUAUGAUUGGAAGAAAUGAGAAAAAGAGAGCGCAGACAUGUCAGACUUUUUUCGCGAGGAAUACAUUAUAACUUCAAAAAUGAAUAGGCUAAAAAACUUUAAUUUCAAUACUAAAAGCAAGUUCUUCAAACGGUUUGUCGCACGAUGACAUUUUUCAAGACAUGCCAAGCACUUUUUUAAUGUAUUUUAGGAAUUAUUUUUUCCUUUCAGACUUGUACAUCAACGAGUUCUGGGAAGAUCCAGCUUUAGUUUUCGAGGACAUGAAUCCGUGCAAACGGAACAUUUCCUUCGACGAUAAAGUUCUCCAGAGGCUUUGGAUUCCCAAUACCUGCUUCAUCAACUCCAAAAAUGCGGCCAUCCACGAGUCUCCAUUUCGGUACGAUCCUCUGAGCUAUCACUCUUCUACCCUCUGACCUCAGCAACGUUUUUCUGAUGGUUUUCGCGAACGGAACUCUGUGGACGAACUACAGAAUGAAGUUGACCGGUCCUUGUGACAUGAAUCUCAAGCGCUUUCCGUUCGACAAACAGCGUUGCUAUCUAACCUUUGAAUCGUGAGUUUCUGCUCGUUUUGGUUAUCGAUUCUCGGUGGAUUCAGGUUCAAUUACAACACAGGCGAGGUCAGAAUGAAGUGGAAUCAACCUUAUCCGGUGAUUCUCAUGAAAAAGAUCCAGUUGCCCGACUUUGAGUUGGUCAAUUUGACGGCCGACGCCGUCGAACAGGUUGCAUAGUUGAACUUUUGUCAUUUUUACUAAUUAUUUGUGUGCAGAUAAUUCACUUACUGACAAAAUUAGAUAGUGUAAAUGUUAUAAUUACUCAAAAACAAGUAAUCAACUUAAAAUAUAGGGAUUAGCACCGUCUAUUCAGACCUUUCCACAGAUCAGCUCUUAGAUUUUAUCGUUUUUUUUUUCGAUGUUUUAUGUUUAUCGUGAAGAUUUAGCGGACGAAUAAACACUUGAAAUUGAAAAUCACAAGAAAAUCACCGAAUUUUCGAAAUUGUUGCCAAUUUUCACGAAAUUCUGAAAUUAGGGAAAGACUACGUCCUUUCGAAAGCUUUUUAGAGAACAAUCUGAGUUUUUGGAUUCAGAUGUAUCCAGCGGGUUGGUGGGACGAACUCACCGUUUCUUUUGUCUUUAAACGACGCUACGGGUGGUACAUUCUUCAGGGGUCAGUUUUCCACCCCCAUCAAUCAAUCAAAUCGUUUAUUUUGUUGUUUUAUUCAGAUAUAAUCCUCACGUUAAACAUUUUAUUCAAUUCGGGUUUAAACCAACAUUUCGAGGAUGAGCUUCUUGAUUCAAAAACUUUUUGAACGUUCAAAAAAUAAUGUUCACAAUAAGAAGCCACGCCGCAGAUCUGUCUGUGAGCGAAAUAAACAUUCAUUCAUUCAAUUUCGGGAAUCAUAGUAAACACUUUAGUUUAUUUCUGAACGCAGAAUUCUCUACACAGAGUUUCAAUACUUAUUUUCGAGUUGAAAAAGUAUUUUCAGAUAUAUUCCAACGAUGGUUACCAUUGUUAUUUCGUGGAUUUCUUUCUAUUUGGGACCAAGGUGGUUUUAUAGACGAAUUAUCAAUGUUUCCCUUCUCUUAGGGCGAUUCCUGCUCGCACGAUGUUAGGAGUCAAUUCUCUCCUCGCGAUGACGUUUCAGUUCGGCAAUAUAAUCAGGUUGGUUUUCCUGAAGUCCGGUUUAAUUCUAACUGUUUAGAAAUCUUCCUCGAGUUUCAUACGUGAAAGCGAUAGAUGUUUGGAUGCUUAGGUCUGUAGAAAAAUAGACUCAUAUGAAGAGAUUUUUAGUGGGAUGCUCUUCAUUUUCUUGUCCCUCUUGGAGUUGGCCGUUGUGGGAUUCAUGUCGAGGAACGACGGGUUGCCGCCGAAAGUCAAGAAAAGACGACAAAAAACAGACGAAGAGGAGGAGUUUUCUUGGAAGUCCAUGCAGACGAGUCCCCACCUCGAGCUGCGGCAGGUUUGUCUUUACAAUCAAAUUUUUUGCGAUGACAUCCAUUUUUUUCAGUUUUGGGUCGACAAACGGGUCAACUCCUUACGAAACAGUACAGAGGUGAGAUAGAGUAUUGAAGUAAUGAGAGCAAGAUUUCUUUGAAGGUGUUAGAGAAAGAAUCGCUGCCGACGCCCCUAGAGAUGAGCGAGCCGUAUCCGACGCUUCCAAAGCGGAUUCCUCGUCGGACCAUGUUCGCAGGGGUUCGAAAACGUCUUAAAGACCUCUCCGAAAUACGUCCUGAGACCGUCGACUUUUACAGGUCCGUCAUUUUGAACAAGAUAGACAAAACUUAAUUAUUUUUUCACUAAACCCCUUGUGUUCUCUUCUUUUUUUUUAAAUAAGAAACCCAUUGCUGUUUGUCAAACUUUUUUUCUCAAGGAAGUCUGAAAAAAAACCGGCACCAUCUUACACUAUAAAACAAAGCGUCUAGUUGAAAAGUUAGCUUAACAUUCAAAUUUUCCCUAUCCACUAAGAAUAACUGACGAGAUAAAUGCGAGCUCGGUGGCGGUACAUUGACUAACUCGCAAAAAUGUCGCUUUUUUCUAUUCGCGAUAUCGCAUUUCUCUCGGCGCGACCUCGCAUUUUUCUCGGCGCCAUCUCGCAUUUAUCUUGCAUUUCGGAAAUUUUCAAAUUGCGAGAGAAAUGCGAGCUCGCGCCUAGAAAAAUGCGAGCUCGCGCCCAAACAAAUGCGAAACCGGCGCGAGAAAAAAUGCGAGAUGUUUGCGAGCUCGUCAAUGUACCGCCAGUGUCUCGCGUUUAUCUCGGCAGUUAUUCUUAGUGUCAGUUCUAUUUUCCUUGUCGAUCUUUGUCGUUUUUUUAAUAUUAUUCUGCCUACUUAUGGUUUUCAUACUAGCAAAGCAAAUAGGAACAUUUUUCAAACUUUUUUGCUUUCUAAAAAUUUUAAUCGAGCAAGGAAUUAUCCGAGAAUGUAAAAUUUAUAAAUUAACGCACUGCCAUUUUAGGUUGGCUUAGAAAGCGACCAAUCUUCAUAAUUUUUCUCUCGCAAUUCGAGAAGUAUUUCAAAAUAAAAGACCUUGGCGCGAUGAUUUGAGCUCAGAAGAUGAUGUGAAAAAUAGUGAAACAGAAUAAUAAAAAAACGAAAAAAUUAUAUGAAUACGAGAAGGAAAGGGAAUACUGAUCAAUAGAGGAGAUGGGAUAGAAAGGAUAAGGCCAAACCUGUGGUGGGAGGUAGAGCAAAAAAUAACAAGUUUAAUGAAUUUAAUUUAAAUUUUCUCACUUAUAUCCUAUUUUUCAGUUAAGUCUGCUAUUUCAUUCAGCUUCACUCAGUUUCAAUUAUUUCAUUUUUAAGAGACUUUUUUGAUUCCUUUCGGUUUUGCUUUUCAAUGUCUGAGAGAGCACUCAAUUCGACAUAAAAUUCUAUUCGAUAAUUUUUGAGAAAUCCGUCCCAAGAAAAUCUUUUAACAACAUUCGCUAUCAAAGUAGUCUUCAAGAGACGGAUUUUCAUCUUUUUUGUUCCAUUAUUUGAAAAAAUCUUCCUUUCUUUAAAAUAUUUUUGUUUUGAAAUAUAUACCAAGUGCUUCUAUUAGUGAUUUUCUUUCCACAAACCUCCAACUGAACUGAAAAAAAAAUGACUUGCACUUUUUAUUCAGAAAAAAAAAAUUGCAGCGCGAUCUUCUUCCCGACGACGUAUAUGAUGUUCAACAUUUCGUACUGGGGCUACUACCUUUCCAGUCUUUCCGAAAUGAUCGAGGACCAUCCGGCUCACGUCGAGCCGCCCGUCGACGCCUGA